Molecule: messenger RNA, 2499 nt
Organism: Cuscuta campestris
Lineage: Eukaryota; Viridiplantae; Streptophyta; Magnoliopsida; Solanales; Convolvulaceae
Source: the annotation of a GenBank genome assembly
GAUUCUCAUAAUCUCAUCUACCUUUGUGAUGGGAUAAUAUCCCUCGGGCAUAAUUAAAGAUAUUGGGCCGGUCCACAAGAGAAGCCCGCUAGGGAAUCCUAACCCUAGGUUCCCAUUAUGAUACUAUAUAAGGGGCACAAAUUCAAGAAGAAAGGAGAGCCACCCUCUACAUUCCACACAUAUUGUAUUCUCUCCGUUCAUCAUCUUCUUCUCGAUGGAGCUUCGAGCUCCAUCAAUGGCUAUCACGCCCAUAUGUUGUACAAAUAUACCCCCAAUAUAUAAUAAAACAUCCCCGUUGGCAUGGUACCGCCGAAAAAGGCCCGUGGUUUUCACCGAUUUGGUUUCCACGUCAAAAGUCUAUUGUCUAUAUUCUUGUCGAUAUAUUUUCCAUAUUUUAUACAUAUAUCGUAUAGAGCAAACAAUACACACCCGGGGGGUUUUGGUCUAUCAAAUGGUGCUCUCGUUGAGAGGAGAGAUAAUGCUCAUGGAAUAUCCUCCAUCACAUACGGGUGGAAGCAUGACUCCUCACAAAAAAACACAUCUUCCGUCAGAGCUCUGCGCUGAUUUAUCCGCGGACAGUGGUUACCUUCCUAGGUUUCCUGUUGGGGACUGGAUUUUGCAAGGAUCUAGAGGAGGAGCAGUAGAUUUGGAGAACCUUGCCGGAUUCCACUGUCGAUCGUCUCAUCACUGACUGUCACGGGUCGCCUCACCGGCAAUCGUUUCUGGUCGCCUCUCUGCUGACCGCAGCGGGUCACCUCAUCCUUGACCGCCGCGAGUCGCAGUGUCGUUGACCGCCACGAUCUUCCCUGCUGGUGGCCGGAUCUCCAAUUUCCGUCAGCUUACAGCAUUGGCUGUGGGAUUUUAGGACCACAAUGGAGGUGCAAGUGGAUCCCCUCAAAACUCCAAGGUCGCUUGAAGAGCCGCUGGUCGCCACUGCCACACUACGCCUUCCACGGGUGGUGUGAGUCACUUCGCUGAUGGUCGCUCAUCUUUGACCGUCGUUGGUCGCUCAUUGUUGACCGUCGUUGGUCGCUUCACGGCUGACCGCCGCGGGUCACCUCGUUGCUGACCGUCGCAGAUCGCCAUGCUGCUGACCACCAUGGGUCACCUCACAGCAGUCCGUCCCUGGACGGCUCAUUGUUGAUCGUCGUUGACCACCCUGGUCGCCUCGUGGCAGAACGCUACACUCACCUCACAGAUGACCACCGUGGCUCGCCCUCAAGGCUGAUCGCCGUUGGUCACCUUAUGGAUGACCGCUGCUGAUCAUUGAGCGAGUGCUUGGGUCGCAAGACCUCCGAUCGCUGCCAUUAAUGACCAAAUCUCGCAGAGCUCACCGCCAUUGCAAUGCAACAACUCUGCCGCUGUUAGGACAAGGGCGAGUGGAAUCGGCUAGGCCACUCUCUUGGUGAGGUUUUUGGGCCUCCACAUCCUAGGCAGGUUCUCGCGACUGAAGACCAAUGAGGCGCGAACGGGCUGUUGAUCCAGUUCCCCUUGCUGGUCACCGGACAUGAAUACCGCCAUCAGGAGUGGAAGUUCUAGCCUGACUAUGGCAGCCCUAAAACCACAACAUACACGACUACAGACAAUUGGGAAUGGUCUCUACAACAAUAGACACACUCGGGGGUUCUUGGCGCCACCUGAUGUUUCCAGUGUCUACUCUUGUCCGGAUCUCCUGCUCGUUCUUGAUCAUUAUCAUUGGAAUCACAUGAAGCUUAAUAACUCCUGCAAUUACAUGAAGGAAUUGUGCUCCGCGGCCAGAUCUUGAUCGUCUAUAGCCGGAUUUAAGAUUCGGGGUUGGAGAUUACAUCUAAGUCAGCCCGCAGCCGUUAGAGUAGCCAUCGCCCUGCGGACGCUCUACGGACGGCCGCUGCUCACAUCGUCGCGGACUGCCGCUGGUCACCUCAUCCCUGACCGCUGCGGGUUGCCGUAUAGUUGACCACCACGACCUUCCCUACAGGUGGUCGGAUCUCCAAUUGCUGUCCGAUUACAACACUCACUGUGGGAUUUUAGAACCACGAUGGAGGUGCGAGUGGGUCCUCUCAAAGCUGCGAGGUCACCCGAAGAGCCGCUGCCAGCCGCUGGUCGCCCCUCGCUGACCGCCGCUGGUCGCCUCACCGCAGACCGCCGCUAGUCGCUCCCCGCUGACUGCGGUUGGUCGCCUCACCGCUCAUCGCCGUUGGUAGCCUAACCGCUGUUGGUCGUCUCAUUGCUGACCACCGCGGCUAGCCUCAAAACUGAUCGUCGUUGGUUGCUUUCAGCUGGCCGCCGCAGAUCCUUGAGCCAGCCUCUAGGUUGCAAAACUUCCAAUUGUCACUGUUGAAGAUCAGAUCUUGUAGAGCUCCAUAUAGAUGAUGGUGCCCCUGAACACCGCCGUGGAUCGCAUCGCCCUGCACGCACCUCCGCCGCGGAUCAUUUUCCACCACGAGUUAGAGAAAAACAUCCUUGCCAGCCUCUGCUCCUGCCAAAAGAAGGGUUUAUAACUGGGACUUCAGAGAAUGA